Messenger RNA from Rhodofomes roseus, 1781 nucleotides. RefSeq lists its product as uncharacterized. Bases 259 to 1677 code for a protein of 472 amino acids. The record is from RefSeq and is a predicted model, not a curated record. The transcript is spliced from 5 exons. NCBI's taxonomy places the organism in Eukaryota, Fungi, Basidiomycota, Agaricomycetes, Polyporales, Fomitopsidaceae.
UAUAAAGACAAGGAGCGUCUGGGCAGAAUUCGAACCAACCCUGUCAGCCAAAAAAGGAAAGCGUCGGUCGCGCCGCGCGCAAACGACGCGUCGCGUCGCGGUCACGCACGCAGUCCGUUUAAUCCGCCAAACAACGCCCAACAGCCUCCCCACAAACAUAUAAAUACGGCUGCCCACACCGCCCUGUCUCCCCAUCUCGCCCUCGAGCGCCCCUCUCAGCGCCCUCGUCCUCCAUCCCCCCUUUUGAUAAUAUCAACCAUGUUCACCUUCGGUGCCCUCCUCGUUGCGGGCGCACUCUCCCUCGCCCCCAAGUCGUACAUCUACUGUCGACUGAGCGGCGAGGGAGGCCUCGCUGCCCACGCCCUCUUUGGCAGUAACCCUCCUUGCCCCCUCAUCAUCGACAAGGUCGAGUCGUUCAUCGACCAUGUCUCCAACUCCUUCAGUGGCAUCGGGGACAAGCUCUCAAACGUUGUCGGAGGAUCGGUGGUGGGCAACAUCGGGUCUGGUAUGGCAGGGUUCGUGUACGACACUACCCAACGCCUUAUCCCGAUCACAUCGGACGUGUUCGACAACGCUCCAACCUUUUCCUCCUUCACCUUCUUCAACGACCCCGGCGACCCAUACCUCGCGCAGCUGGCGGACAUCAAGGAAGACGUACGGAAGUGGAGCAAGACCAAGGAUCUCAUCGCGGCACCUACCUUCGAUCUCGCGCAAUGGACUACGGAUUUGAUCGUGCGGCCUCCAGGGGACAUCGUCGUCUGGGUCCCUCCCAACACCUGCCUCCUGGCCGAGCGACCGCGGACGCAUUCGCAGCCAUCGCCCGAGACCGUCAUUAUACUGCCUGCUUCGGACUGGACGCCUGAGACACCGUACGUGGUCAAGCCUGCGCGUACGGUUGUCGGAGGCUUCCAGGAUCACCAUCACCUUGGCUCACGUCGAGCUAUCCACGCCCUCGUCGUGUUCUACACGCUCGUCAUCGCCUACGUCGCCGUCGCUACCCUCGAGCCGGUUCGGACGGCAUGGCGCACGACACCCAUCGGCCAUCUUGGCCUGCAAGCUGUUCUGGGAUUCGUGGGGCAGACUCUGUACUGGUCUAUGUUCUUCGUGACCUCGCUCACGGGCAUACCGUCCGACUUGGACGUUCAGGGCGCGUCGGGUGCCAUCCGGAAGGUCGGUCCUAAGCCUCGCAUGGCUCGGGCGUUCCCCAAGGACCACGCGCUCAUCGGUGGUCCUCGCCCGCUCGUCGCAUACGACCUCGCGACCUACACGCCCACCGCACCUCUGGCUCUUCGUCCCUUGCUUGUCAUCUUCCAAGACGGCCCGGUACCCACCCCGCUUGCGCUGCCCCGCUCUGCCACGCGCCCGCGUACGUUCAGCGCGAUGACCUUCAUGGAGGCCCGCCCCGCUCCUUCGAGCGGGCCUUACACGAACGUCUCGCUCAUCGAGGACGAGGGUCCGUGUCCUACCACGAUGAGCUUCUGCAAGCGCUUCCUGCGCCGCCAGCACCCUGGCCUGAACCUUUUUGGCCUCCGGGAGCGCCGAGUGCGCCGCCACGCCGAGCUGCGUGCUCUCCGGGACGAGAUGGGUGAGGACGUCGCCCUCCGUCACGCGCAGGAGGGGCGGAAGAUCCUCCAGGAGAACCUUCGGUCGAUGUGGGCUACCGGUGGACAGAGGUGAGUGGCUCCCGGGUUGGCUAAUGCAAUCCAUACUGAUGUCGUUGCAGCGUCCACCUGUAGAACCCGCGCAGCAGACGCACGCCGCGCUCUGCUCAUCAACGCGUC